Molecule: messenger RNA, 2901 nt
Organism: Dacryopinax primogenitus
Lineage: Eukaryota; Fungi; Basidiomycota; Dacrymycetes; Dacrymycetales; Dacrymycetaceae
Product: ATP-dependent DNA helicase
Exons: 11
Coding region: 1-2901 (966 amino acids)
Biological process (GO): double-strand break repair via homologous recombination
Cellular component (GO): chromosome; cytoplasm
Molecular function (GO): 3'-5' DNA helicase activity; four-way junction helicase activity; ATP binding
Source: RefSeq, a predicted model, not a curated record
AUGGCUCUCGAAGUCCCCAAUUGGCCAAUAUUUAGGAAUUCAAGAACACCAAUCAGAUCGUCAUCAAGCCAAACGCCAACCAACGACGAUGCGGACAUUGUUAUUGAGGGGCAGCUCCUGAAGCCUCGCCGGCUCAGACGUACAGCAAGCGGGCUCGUCGAUUGUCAUCGCGUUCUCACCCAUACAUUCGGGUACACCGCUUACAAAGGACGACAAAAGGAGAUCGUCGAGGCGGCCGUACGAGGAGCAGAUGUGCUCGUCGUCGCUCCCACUGGUAUGGGCAAGAGCUUGUGUUUUCAGAUUCCGGCAAUUGCAGACCAAUUCGGUGUGUCUAUUGUGGUGUCACCGCUACUUGCAUUGAUGAGCAAUCAGGUUACUACUCUCAGAGAGAAAGGCGUCAAUGUGGCCUCUCUAUGCUCGGACACAUCACAAGCUGAGAAAUCAAGGAUAACGAAAGACCUCUCCAGCGGUCAUCCGCGUAUCCGACUCCUCUACAUAACCCCCGAGAAACUUGCGAGCGCUGAGUUCUCCAAGUUGAUGAUGAAAGUGUACGACAAUCGGCAAGUCAUGCGACUUAUUGUGGACGAGGCACAUUGUAUCACAGAGUGGGGCUGGGACUUCCGGCCCGAAUAUCGGACACUCGGAAACUUUCGCCAAAAGUAUCCUGAGGUGCCGAUUAUGGCACUGACCGCUAGCGCAACCGCUGCUGUGCAAGACGAUAUUGUUUCGUCUCUGAAGAUGUCCUCCGAGCACCUCCUUCGCGUCGUUCACCCCUUCAAUCGCAAGAAUCUUUUUUACGAAAUCAAAUUUGUGGCUAACACUGAGCCUCACUUGAUCAUGCAAGACCUCGUCGAUUAUAUCCUCAAGCUCACUGAGCGCCGGGGCCGUGCCAGUUGCGGGAUUAUCUACUGUCGUGCGCGUGCAGCAUGUGAUCAAGUAGCGGGGUUUCUGAGGAGAAAGGGUAUUACAGCCAAGCCCUAUCAUAGGGGUGUGUCUCCGAAGGUGCUGGCUACAACGCUACAGGAGUGGCUGGAUGAUAAAGUGGAGGUGGUGGUGGCGACUGUCGCAUUUGGCAUGGGAAUCGACAAGCCAGAUGUACGAUACAUUCUGCAUUAUGACUUGCCGAAGUCAUUCGAGGGAUACUAUCAGGAAACUGGUCGCGCUGGCCGAGAUGGAUCGGCAUCGAAAUGCAUUCUUUAUUACUCUAUAGAAGAUGCACGGAGGGCCAUGUUCUUGGUUCAGCAGGAUCUUCAGAAGCGAAUAAAAGGGGCUAAUAAAACGGCUACACCCUCUCAGAGAGCACCAAAGAGCCUCGAACUGCUCAUUCGCAUGGCCGAAAAUAUCAAGACGUGCCGGCAUGUUUCGAUAUGUCGAUACUUUGGGGAAUCCAUCGACGACAAAGACCGGGAUGUCCUCAAAACUUAUUGCGACAAAAUGUGCGAUGUGUGCAAGCAUCCUGAGAAGGUCAGGCAGCGGAUACAAGAUCUGGCAUCGGACGAGCACAUUGCUUUUGCAAGUCCUCCACUAGAUCAAGAUGUUGAAGCAGAAGACGAGGAACCCGUGUGUAUCAAGCAGGAAACGCAGGGACGGCUACAAAACCUGUGGAGCAGAAGCCUGAGAGACGAGCUGGAAGACUCUGCAGAAGAACAGGAUGAAUCUUCUGAAGGAGAGGGCACGAUCAAGGAGAUCGUCACGUAUCAACCCAAGCUGUUGCAGUUCCCAAAGAAGUUCAAACCUCCCACAGCAGGGAGUUCGUCAGGCGCGUCCGCUCCGAGAUCGUUGCUAGGACGAGUAGAUUUAGCCGGAGCGACAAAGCCAACAUCCGCACCUGCUCCGACCCCCGCACAGAAGAACUCUACGCUGCAGACGAAUGACCCGCCUAACACCGUGUUGGAAAUUAUGGGUGACCCACCAGGCCAACCAGGAUUGAUCCAAGCGCUGCCUCGCCGUCUCUCUGACGCGUCGCGACCCCCAGAGGAACCAUCAGCAGCCGAGCCACCCAAUCGAAGGUCGAAGGUUAACGGAAAGCGACCACUGAGUGAAACCGAGGUGAAUGCACCGGAAGAUGGGCCAAAACACCCGCGGAACAAUCUUGCCGACAUUAUUCGCAAUGGACCGACAAAGUCCACCAGACCUUGGGUUCGACAUGCAUCCAAACCUAUGUUCAAAUCUCCCUUCGUAAAGCCGCAAGCUGACAAAAAUCAGCCAAUGGACCCACCACCGCCUAAUCCUCUAUCCGGUAUCACCGACCAUGCCAAGGACGGAGAUGAUAGCACAGGUACAAAGCCGACCUCGGAGGACAUGCUUGUGAUUCCGUCGCAGAAGACAUCGGACCACAACAUUGGCAGGACAACGGUCCUGCCCACACAAGAUAAGGGGAAGAGAGCAAGAGAGAUCGCCCUUCCACGAUCCAUUGGCCAGCCGCUGCAAUCUGUAGACCCAACAAGUGAGGAGCGCUGGAAUAACGCCCCUGAUGUCCUGGUCUUCGCACUGAAAGUCGAGGUGCCCCAUUGGAAUAAAAUUCCUCACCAAUCCAGAGAUAGCGCUGCCACCGCCAUUGUCCGCCUCCUCGGGUCUGCGAUGCUACAGUACUCUCGCAGGGAUGAGUUAUGGCAACGGGUCGGGUUACCCAAUGCUGAUCGAGAGUUGAAGCGUGAUAUCCUUCAGCAAUGUGCGAAAGAAAUAGAAUUCGACAUGGUCAACCUAGCAGCCACUCCUGAAGGGUACAAAUCAAGCUUGCAGUCGAGAGAAACUGGCAUUAAGAUGAUGAGGGACGUUUCCAGCGCAGCUUGGCGGGAUGGGCCAGAGAGGGACCCGGACACACUCGAAGCAAGGGCUGCAGUGACCAUAUUGCGUAAUAUCUGUAAGAAUAGAGCCAAGCAUGUUCAUAGUGCAACAUGA